AUGUCGGAAGUUUGGAUUAGCUAUACUCAGUUUGAACUGUCUGUGGAAAGUGGGGAGCGCUUGAUGAAGUGCCGGCAGAUUUAUGAAGAAGCUAACAAGGCUCUGCGUAACAGUGAAGAAAAGGAAGAGAGACUUUUAUUGCUGGAAUCUUGGAGAGACUUUGAAUCAGAAUUCGGUACUGAGGCAACAAAAGACAGAGUAAGGAAACUGAUUCCAGAGAAAGUCAAGAAAAGAAGAAAGCUGCAAGCCGAGGAUGGCUCGGAUGCUGGCUGGGAAGAGUAUUAUGAUUACAUUUUCCCUGAAGACGCUGCCAACCAGCCUCAUCUCAAACUGCUUGCAAUGGCUAAAAUGUGGAAAAAACAGCAACAGACCAGCCCUGCUGAUGAAUACAAUGAUGAUAGUGCUGAAGCUGAAAGUGUAUCUUAGCAAAGUGCUUAUCCUGUCAAAUAUUUUAUUUUUUUAAUGUAAAAAGUAAUAAAUUGUUUUCAUUAUGGUCAAA
Molecule: messenger RNA, 499 nt
Organism: Erpetoichthys calabaricus (reedfish)
Lineage: Eukaryota; Metazoa; Chordata; Cladistia; Polypteriformes; Polypteridae
Product: crooked neck-like protein 1
Exons: 3
Coding region: 1-426 (141 amino acids)
Molecular function (GO): protein binding
Source: RefSeq, a predicted model, not a curated record